Molecule: messenger RNA, 1280 nt
Organism: Punica granatum (pomegranate)
Lineage: Eukaryota; Viridiplantae; Streptophyta; Magnoliopsida; Myrtales; Lythraceae
Source: RefSeq, a predicted model, not a curated record
UGCUCUCUGCUUCAACUCCACCAAUUCCAUAAAAAGCUGUCAAACUUCAGCCCCACAUGCCCUUUUCUCCCCACUAUAACUUUUGCUCCUUUUAAAUCCCUCCAUCCCCUUCCCACAUUCAAUUUAUCACAAUCUUUCUGUAUCCUCUGAGACUGCAAAAUCCUCAGUGGUCACUCCUCAAAAGGGUUAUUGGGUCUCCUUCGGUUCUUGUAUCCGUUCAUGGUCUUGGAGAAACAAAUGCGAGUUUCCGGCAUAGUAGUUUCUUUCACAACGCGUGCAUUUCUGCUGGUUCUCUCGCUUCCAGCCAUCAGCUCGUCGCAGGAGAACCCCGGAAAUGCAGGCAGCAGUUCUGAUAAGGUGAACUCACAACUAAUGUACGAGAUCACAGCGCACGGGUUCCUCCUCUGGGCCUCGCUGGGUUUCUUGAUGCCAAUCGGGAUUCUUACCAUUAGGAUGGCGAAUGGAGAAGAAAUUAGCAGGAAACGAGCCACAGCCCUCUUUCGAGCUCACGCAAUUCUUCAGCAGAUGCUCUCUGUACUUCUCUCCACAGUGGCAGCAAUAAUGUCGAUCAAGAACUUCAAUAACUCCUUCAACAACGGUCACCAGAGGAUCGGUAUUGUCCUAUAUGGCCUUAUUUGGGUCCAAGCCAUAACCGGGUUUGCACGACCCCAAAGAGGAUCGAGAGGUAGAAGCAUGUGGUUCUUAGGGCAUUGGGCAUUAGGAACUGUGGUGGCUUUGCUUGGAGUUAUCAACAUAUACACGGGAUUGCUUGCUUACCAUGAGAAGACAUCGCGGAGUAUAAGCACUUGGACAAUUAUUUUUACCGCGGAGACCUCCAUCAUUGCUCUCCUCUACCUUAUCCAAGACAAGUGGGUCUACAUACAGAAAAGCCAGUCGAUCGCCAGGACCGAUUCAUCAAAAUCAACAGAUGAAACCGCCUCACCAAAUGAGAAACAGAACGGAUUGCAACUUGCUUGAGUCCUUCCCGGAUCUUUGCUUGCUUUAUGAGAUUAAAGUACUAACAUUCUUUAUACAAAUUCAGCUUCCAAUCAUGGCUUUGAUCCCGGUGAAACAGUGAUGUUUAUAUACUGCAGGCAUAGCAGCAGAUGGAUUGCCGAUAAGAUGCCUUUUUUUUUUUUUCUAGAACAAGGAUCCGGAAGAUAGUGAACGCCUCUGUAAAUUGGAUUUAGAGUCAUAUAUUAUUUCAGGAUCAAUUGCUUUUGCGAGAGAGGACUUUUGGUGUCCCCAUACAUAAUAAUAAGAUUUUGAAUUCAUUAAAA